AUGUCUUCAAGACCAUCACUUUCAUCUAUAGAGUCAGCAAACCUGGCUCCCAAGCCAGUGCCUCUACAGCCUGAGCCUUAUAGACCAAAUAGGGCUGGCUCUGUGCUGUCGUCGCUCAAUGGCUUUCUGACUCCUAACAACUUGUCUAGACUUUCUACGAGGUACAGCGUCAACGAGAUUUAUGGCGACUUGAACUCAGACGAAAUUGAAAACCAGAGAGCUUUGCAUCAAAACGAGGUGCUUCGAACUUUAUCUCGUAGAGUGCUGUUGAUGGCGUCGAAAGACCAUGUGCAUAGACCCGAGGACGAGGAAAACCAAGUCAAGGGAGAUGACUCCGAACAACACUACGAGGACAUGCCAGACACGGCUGUUCCUUCUAAGGACUUUGGUGGAGAGUUCACGGAUAUAGACCCUGAGCUUGUGGCGUGGAAUGGCCCAGACGACCCAGAGUAUCCUAGAAACUGGAGUAUGCGCAGAAAAAUGUUUCUGACGUUUAUGGUGGCUACUUAUACAUUGAUUUCUCCCAUGUCUUCCUCGGUGCUUUCCCCCGCCAUGCCUGCCAUUGCAAAAGACAUCAACCUCCAUUCCGCGGUGCUUCAGUCUUUCUGUGUCUCCAUCAUGAUUCUUGCAUGGGCGCUUGGUCCUUUGAUCAUCGCCCCCAUUUCUGAGUCCGACCGUAUUGGUCGUCGUCCAGUGCUCAACAUUUCCAUUUGGAUAACUUUCAUUUUUAACUUGGUUUGCGGUUUUGCAAAGACUCCAGCUCAACUUUGCGUUUUCCGCUUCUUGUGUGGUUUGGGCGGCUGUGCUCCCUUGAAUGUGGGUGCCGGUUGCUUGGCCGAUGUUUGGAGUGAUGGCCAGCGUCUUUUGGCCAUGGCUUUCUACUCCAUGGGUCCUCUUAUGGGGCCUGUUAUUGCUCCUGUCAUUUCUGGCUUCGUUGUGCAACGCGCCAACUGGCAAUGGUGUUUCUUUUACUUGGCCAUCUUCAACUUUGUUGUUGCGGUGAUUGGUACCUUUUUCUUUGAGGAGACUUACUCUCCUACCUUGUUGAAGAAGAAGGCUAUCAAGUUGAGAAAGUCGACCGGUAACUCCCACUUGCACACCAUUUUUGAAGUUGCCGACGGUGAAACAACCUCAAGCAAGAUCAUUGUUUCCGUUCUGAGACCUAUCUCCCUUCUUGUUGGUCACCCUAUGGUUUUUGGCCUUGGUCUCUUUAUGGCUUUCUGCUACGGCUUCAUGUACCUUCUCAUUGUCACUUACCCUUCCGUGUACAAGGGCAACUAUGGUUUCAGCGUCGAAAUCUCUGGUCUCAUGUACAUUCCCCUCGGUAUUGGUUUCAUUAUCGGCACGUUGGUUUUCACUCCAGUCAGUGACAAAAUCUACAUCAAGCUCGUUGCUGCUAACAAUGGCGUACCAAAGCCGGAGCACCGUCUUCCCAUGUUGAUUGCAAGUGGUUGCGGUAUGCCCGUUGCCCUCAUCUGGUACGGUUGGUCUGCUGAAAAGCAGUUGCACUGGAUCAUGCCAGCCAUUGGUUCCGCAAUUUUUGGUAUUUUCAUCGUGCCUGUUUUCCAAAACAUUCAAAACUAUCUUAUUGACAUGAACAAUCGUUUUGCCGCAUCGUCGGUCGCUGCUGCUGCCGUGUUCCGUUCCCUCUUUGGCUUUUCCUUCCCCUUGUUUGCCAACUUCAUGUAUGACGCCUUGGGAUACGGAUGGGGUAACACGAUGUUUGCAUUUAUCGGACUCGCCUUGGGUGUUCCCUUCCCCUUAUUCUGCUUGAAGUACGGCGAGAGUUUGAGAACAUGGGCCAACGCCAAGUUCGAUCGCCAGCAGGCCAAGAGAGACGAGAAGAACUUACAGAGAUUGCAGGCCAUGGAGGCCAAAAAAGAAAAGGAGAUGUUGGAAAAGCAACACCCUUCCGACUCUUCCACCGAGCCUCAGGAACCCGUGGCUCGGUUUAAUGAAAGGAUAUUAAAGAAGUGGAAGGACCCUUGGUUUGAGCCACGUCAGUCGGAUGAACCAGUUCCUGGGCUUGUUCCAGAUGACUCCAGCGACGACGAGGACUAUCCUGAGGAGCCAGGUACUCCACGGUACGAUUAG
Molecule: messenger RNA, 2094 nt
Organism: Candidozyma pseudohaemuli
Lineage: Eukaryota; Fungi; Ascomycota; Pichiomycetes; Serinales; Metschnikowiaceae
Exons: 2
Coding region: 1-2094 (697 amino acids)
Biological process (GO): transmembrane transport
Molecular function (GO): transmembrane transporter activity
Source: RefSeq, a predicted model, not a curated record